AUGUCUUCGGAGCCAGUGUCGGAUACUGACGCCAGCAGGAAAGGCUUCAAGAAGCCGUAUUCAUUCAGCAUCGAGGACAUCCUCUCCAGCCCAGCAGAGAAGAGGCCCCAGGUCCUGGUCCCGCUGUGCCUCCGGAGCAUCUUGGACUGCGCACCCAAGGGGCUGUACACCCGCUUCCCCUGGCACAUGCAGCUCCUCCACUCGGCAGUCAGGGUCUGUAACAGUCCCCAGGGGAAUCCAAGUGAGCUACAGACUUUCCACCAGAUUCAGCGCCGGACACGCCGGCAUCGCACCAUUUUCACUGAGGACCAGCUGCAGGCCUUGGAGACGCUUUUCCAUCAGAAUCAGUACCCAGACGUCAUCACCCGUGAGCACCUGGCAAACCGCAUUCACUUGAAGGAGGAGAGGGUAGAGGUUUGGUUUAAAAAUCGGCGGGCCAAGUGGCGGCAUCAGAAGAGGGCAUCUGCUUCAGCACUGAUACUUCAAGGCACCAAGAAGCCCUCCGAGGAGAGCUGUUAG
Molecule: messenger RNA, 519 nt
Organism: Cariama cristata (Red-legged seriema)
Lineage: Eukaryota; Metazoa; Chordata; Aves; Cariamiformes; Cariamidae
Gene: GSC2
Product: goosecoid homeobox 2
Exons: 3
Coding region: 1-519 (172 amino acids)
Biological process (GO): regulation of transcription by RNA polymerase II
Cellular component (GO): nucleus
Molecular function (GO): DNA-binding transcription factor activity, RNA polymerase II-specific; RNA polymerase II cis-regulatory region sequence-specific DNA binding
Source: RefSeq, a predicted model, not a curated record